ACGAUGGUCAAAACGGAGCACUGGAGAGCGCGGAGGCUCCGUUCCCUUCGUUAAAUGCUUAAAUAAAGUAAACACUCCGCGAACCCUAGAUUUCGACCCCUCCCCAUUCACAUAUCCCCCGAUCCCUCGAUCGCUCAAUCCCAUCCCCAAUCCCUCUCUCUCUCUCCUAUCUCUCUCUUCGCGGAUCCCUUCCUCUCCACCGUCGCCAUGGGACUCUGGGAAGCUUUCCUCAACUGGCUCCGAAGCCUCUUUUUCAAGCAAGAGAUGGAACUCUCAUUAAUUGGGCUUCAAAAUGCUGGGAAAACUUCCCUUGUGAAUGUCAUUGCGACUGGUGGGUAUAGUGAGGACAUGAUUCCUACUGUUGGAUUCAAUAUGAGGAAGGUGACGAAGGGGAAUGUUACAAUAAAGUUGUGGGAUCUUGGAGGACAGCCUAGAUUUCGCAGUAUGUGGGAGAGAUAUUGCCGCGCAGUCUCUGCAAUCGUGUAUGUUGUUGAUGCAGCUGAUCAUGAAAACUUGCACAUCUCGAAAAGUGAACUUCAUGACCUUCUAAGCAAACCAUCAUUGAGCGGGAUUCCAUUGCUAGUCCUGGGGAAUAAGAUUGACAAGCCUGAAGCUCUCUCGAAGCAGGCUUUGACAGAUGAAAUGGGUUUAAAGUCUAUCACCAAUAGGGAAGUAUGCUGCUUCAUGAUAUCAUGCAAGAACUCGACCAACAUUGAUUCCGUCAUAGAUUGGCUUGUGAAGCACUCGAAGACGAAGAAAUGAGGAUUUAGGCCUUCUGCUGCUGCUGCUGCUGCUGCUGCUGCUGCUGCUGCUUUGUUUUCUCGAGUUGUCGUUAUUCUAUGUGGAUAUUGAGGUUGUAUUUUGUGGUUGUUAGUGGUUGAGUAUUGCUCUUUUAUUUAUUAGAUGGGGAUUCUGAUUUUUAUGUUACCUCCUAACAGGAGAGAGGGGUGAUCUGUUCUGUGGGUAAUCUAUGCUUAAAGGUGGGCUUUGUCAUGUUGAAAAACUCUGCUUACUUAUGGCCUUGUGCUUGAUUUACCUGUACUGAUUGGUGUGAAAAGUUUUUUUUUUUUUGUGGA
Ananas comosus (pineapple) is the source of this 1076-nucleotide messenger RNA. RefSeq names its product ADP-ribosylation factor-like protein 8a. The coding region runs from base 208 to 762 and encodes 184 amino acids. The transcript is spliced from 6 exons. Gene Ontology annotation, biological process: protein transport. Lineage: Eukaryota; Viridiplantae; Streptophyta; Magnoliopsida; Poales; Bromeliaceae. Gene Ontology annotation, molecular function: GTP binding; GTPase activity. The record is from RefSeq and is a predicted model, not a curated record.